Molecule: messenger RNA, 400 nt
Organism: Babjeviella inositovora NRRL Y-12698
Lineage: Eukaryota; Fungi; Ascomycota; Pichiomycetes; Serinales
Exons: 1
Coding region: 23-211 (62 amino acids)
Source: RefSeq, a predicted model, not a curated record
CGCAUGUCGGCGAAACAGCAAAAUGACGGGUUUCCAAGUUGAGUUGCCGGAUGCUAUGCGCCGUUUGAAUAUUUCUCUGAACCGGUUGUCAUCAAAAUUUAUGCGAAAGGUGUUAUAUCCGCAGGAAUUGCGAAUCAUGGACGUCGGUGGAAACAAGCUUAAUUCAUUAGAGUUCACAUCGAUUUUGCCAGAGGGGAUCGAAGUGCUCUAGUUGAAAGAUAAUGGCAUUGGCUCUUUACUGGACUCUCAGGAACGUUUUCCUAGAUACCUAAAAACUCUUGGUUUGCGUAAAAACCCUGCACUUUUCCUGGAUCUUACUCUUGCUCAGCUCUCCAACUUACAAUCCUUGAAGUAUCUCGACGUGCAUGACACCGGGAUUGAUUGUGUCGCAGGAUUCAAG